AUGUCAGGUUGGAAAAACAGUUUUGAGAGGCUUUCAAAACAUAAAUAUGUUGCUUGCAUUAUACAUCCCAAAAAAGUAGUAUGUAUAUACGAUAAAACAAUAAAACUUAAUAGAAAAUGGGAGGAGGAUUAUCUUAACCGUCAUGUUCGACGUUCUGGAUGUAAAGCAAAUGAAGGGCAAAGAACAAUUUAUAAUUGGUUUCAACUGGUAAAACAAAAUGAAUAUAUUGAGGAAGAAGACGAAUAUGACUUAGAUAUUUAUGAUAAUAUGGAUGACGAUGAUUUAAUACAGGUUGAUAAAAUAGAAAAUGAUUCAGAUAAUGAAUUUCAAGCUGUUAAUAUUAAAGAAAGAUUCAGUAAUACCAAAAGAAUUAAAAAAUGGUUGAUUUGUGCUGGUCUUCAGUCUGUAGAAAUAUCAGAAUAUAUCAAACGAACCCCUGCACAAUUUGGUGUGCGUGCAAAAACUUGUACUGGAAUUGCCGAACAAGGAAAUAUAUGUAUUGAAUGUGGUUCUAUCCGAUAUGACAAAAAUUUAUGUAACAAAAUCGCACAUCCUUUACCAUUACCUGGUUACCAUUUUGAUUACAAUUGUGGAAAUUUAAGCGAAUCAACAUUAGAAAUAUUAAAACUAUGGCCAAUUGACGAACAAAUUUCUCAAACAAUCAAACAUUCACAUCGACUAGCCUGCGAACUUGCUAAAUUUCUUAAUAUUAUGCAGCCCAUAGAUGAUUCUUUUAGUCCUAAUUCACAAAUAUUUGUUAGUAUUCAUGAAGAAGAGGUUUCGACUCAUUCAAAUAAUCAAAUAAUUAACUUUACAAAUAAUGAAAAGCAAGAUCAAAAAAUUUUAUUAAAUAAUUCAUUUCAGGAAGGAAGUUUACAACUAAAUAUAAUCAAUCAUCCUUUUGGAGAUUAUUCUAUUUUAUAUAAUGAAAAUCAUAGAAACAUAUCAAAUGCUUUAGCUCAAAUUCAUGCUAAAGAAUUGACACAAUCAAAAAAACACAAAUCAAUUAAAAAGCCAAAAUCUUUUAUUCAAA
Messenger RNA from Racocetra fulgida, 1033 nucleotides. The record is from the annotation of a GenBank genome assembly. NCBI's taxonomy places the organism in Eukaryota, Fungi, Glomeromycota, Glomeromycetes, Diversisporales, Gigasporaceae.